ACCCUCUCUCUCUCCCCACUCUUCUCUCUUCUUAAAUAAAUUCUGUGCUAUGUUUUAACUCACUUCCUUUCAGUUCACGCCAAACGAAUGCUGCCCUCUUCUCUAUCGCUUACAAUGACAGCAGAGAGCAUCAAGACUCUUGUACUUAGCUAGUGUCUUGGACACUCUUAGUUCUUGUUUUCCUGCUAGUUUAUAAAAAAAAAAAAACAACGAAAGAAAUGAAACUACUAGGGGGUUUUGAGCAAUGUUUGGCAAUGGCUGUGGUGCUUUUACUAUUUCUGUUUCCUCUCGUUUCACCACUUAACGAUGAGGGGAAAGCUUUGAUGUCUAUAAAGGAAUCUUUCAGCAAUGUUGUUAAUGUGCUUGUUGACUGGGAUGAUGUGCACAAUGAAGAUUUCUGUUCUUGGCGCGGUGUGUUUUGUGACAAUGACAGCUUCUCUGUUGUUUCUCUUAACCUGUCAAAUUUGAACCUUGGUGGUGAAAUUUCUCCUGGCAUUGGAGAUUUGAGGAACUUGCAAUCCAUAGACUUCCAAGGGAAUAUGUUGACUGGUCAAAUCCCAGAAGAGAUUGGCAAUUGUGCUUCUUUAUACCAUCUGGAUCUUUCUGGUAACUUGCUUUAUGGUGACAUUCCCUUUUCUCUAUCAAAGUUGAAGCAACUUGAUACCUUAAAUUUGAAGAACAACCAGCUUACUGGUCCUAUCCCUUCAACCUUAACCCAAAUUCCGAAUCUGAAAACACUUGACCUUGCUAAAAACCAGCUGACUGGUGAGAUACCAAGAUUGAUAUACUGGAAUGAAGUCUUACAAUACCUUGGAUUACGCGGCAAUUUGUUGACUGGAACAUUGUCAGAAGAUAUCUGUCAGUUGACUGGCUUGUGGUACUUUGAUGUGAGAGACAAUAAACUAACUGGCACCAUCCCCAGUAGCAUUGGCAACUGUACUAGCUUUGAGAUACUGGAUAUAUCAUACAAUCAGUUUACUGGGGAGAUACCAUACAAUAUUGGCUUCUUGCAAGUUGCUACGCUGUCUCUUCAAGGGAAUAAUCUCACUGGGAGGAUUCCAGAGGUUAUUGGUUUAAUGCAGGCCCUUGCUGUUCUGGAUUUGAGUGACAAUGAGCUAGUUGGACCAAUUCCCGCAAUACUAGGCAAUUUGUCAUACACUGGGAAACUGUAUCUUCAUGGAAACAAGCUCACUGGACCAAUUCCCCCAGAACUUGGAAAUAUGUCAAAGCUAAGCUAUUUGCAAUUGAAUGACAACCAACUGGUUGGCAGCAUUCCUCCUGAACUUGGGAAGCUGGGACAGUUGUUUGAAUUGAAUCUUGCUAACAACCAUCUUGAAGGGCCCAUUCCACACAACAUCAGUUUUUGCAGGGCAUUGAAUCAAUUCAACGUGCAUGGUAAUCACUUGAGUGGAAUCAUACCUUCAGGUUUCAAGGAUCUUGAGAGCUUGACUUACUUAAAUCUCUCAUCAAACGACUUCAAAGGCAGUGUUCCUGUUGAGCUGGGACGCAUAAUCAAUUUGGAUACAUUGGAUCUCUCAAGCAAUAACUUUUCGGGGCCCAUUCCAGCUAUGAUUGGUGACCUGGAGCACCUUCUCACCUUGAAUUUGAGCAGGAAUCAUCUUCAUGGACGAUUGCCUGCUGAAUUUGGGAAUCUAAGAAGUAUACAAAUUAUUGAUUUGUCUUUCAACAACGUGACUGGUAGCAUUCCAGUGGAAUUGGGUCAGCUGCAAAACAUUGUUUCUCUGAUCCUGAACAACAAUGACUUGCAAGGAGAAAUCCCUGAGCUUACCAAUUGUUUCAGCCUUGCCAAUUUGAAUUUCUCAUACAACAAUUUAUCAGGAAUUGUGCCACCUAUUAGAAACUUGACACGGUUUCCACCAGACAGCUUUAUUGGAAAUCCUUUGUUGUGUGGCAACCGGUUGGGAUCAAUAUGUGGCCCCUAUGUCCCAAAGUCUAAAGUAAUCUUCUCUAGAGCAGCAGUUGUCUGUAUAACGCUGGGAUUCAUAACAUUAUUGUCCAUGAUUAUAGUUGCGAUUUACAAAUCCAACCAACAGAAACAAUUGACGAAGAGAUCCAACAAAACUGUACAAGGUCCUCCAAAACUUGUGGUUCUUCACAUGGACAUGGCUAUUCACACCUUUGAUGACAUAAUGAGGAACACAGAGAAUUUAAGUGAGAAGUAUAUUAUAGGUUAUGGUGCUUCUAGCACAGUAUACAAGUGUGUGCUGAAAAAUUCCCGGCCACUUGCAAUUAAGCGACUCUACAAUCAGUAUACAUGCAACUUGCACGAGUUUGAAACUGAACUUGAGACCAUUGGCAGCAUCAGACACCGAAAUAUAGUCAGCUUACAUGGUUAUGCACUGUCUCCUCGUGGAAACCUUCUCUUUUAUGACUAUAUGGAGAAUGGUUCUCUGUGGGAUCUGCUUCAUGGACCAUCCAAAAAGGUAAAGCUUGACUGGGAAACACGCUUGAAAGUAGCAGUUGGAGCUGCUCAAGGACUUGCUUAUCUUCACCAUGAUUGCAACCCUCGAAUCAUCCACAGGGAUGUGAAAUCCUCAAAUAUCUUGCUGGAUGAGAAUUUUGAAGCUCACUUGUGUGAUUUUGGAAUUGCUAAAUGCAUCCCAACCACAAAAACUCAUGCCUCAACUUUUGUUAUGGGUACUAUUGGCUACAUUGAUCCAGAGUAUGCCCGCACAUCUCGGCUAACUGAAAAAUCAGAUGUUUAUAGCUUUGGCAUUGUCCUCUUGGAGCUUCUUACUGGGAAGAAGGCUGUGGAUAACGAGUCUAAUUUACAGCAGCUGAUUUUAUCGAGGGCUGAUGAUAACACUGUAAUGGAAGCUGUUGACCCAGAAGUUUCUGUUACAUGCAUGGAUUUGACCCAUGUAAAGAAGAGUUUCCAACUAGCACUAUUGUGCACCAAGCGCCAUCCCUCAGAGAGACCAACCAUGCAGGAUGUGUCCAGGGUCUUAGUAUCAUUUGUUCCAGCUCCUACAAAAGCUUCUCUUCUUCCAAAGCCUUUUGACUAUGCCAAAUUUGUCAUGGACAAAGGACAGCAGCAGCCAACACUUCACCAGCCACAACUUCUGCAGGAAAACAACUCUUCUGAUGCACAUUGGUUCAUGAGGUUCAAAGAAGUUGUGUCAAAGAAUACUCUCUAAGUCGCUGACCCCAAUGCACCCUAGGAAAAUUCAGCGAUAAAAAAUACCAAAUUUUUGGCCCAAAUGGGUUGUUUAAACUGCCCCCUUGUAUAGAUUUUCAACAUCUAGGAAUGUUUCGGCAUGUUUUUGCUAAUAUUAAAGCUCAAUUGCUUUUACAGUACAAGGGAUUAAAAAUCCCUUUCGGAUAGCCUGCUAUUGUAAGACUUUUUAUACAAGUAGCUCUACUAACUCUAAUUUA
Molecule: messenger RNA, 3396 nt
Organism: Populus trichocarpa (black cottonwood)
Lineage: Eukaryota; Viridiplantae; Streptophyta; Magnoliopsida; Malpighiales; Salicaceae
Product: LRR receptor-like serine/threonine-protein kinase ERL1
Exons: 27
Coding region: 219-3158 (979 amino acids)
Biological process (GO): protein phosphorylation; hormone-mediated signaling pathway
Cellular component (GO): plasma membrane
Molecular function (GO): protein kinase activity; receptor serine/threonine kinase binding; ATP binding
Source: RefSeq, a predicted model, not a curated record